Zonotrichia albicollis (white-throated sparrow) is the source of this 6833-nucleotide messenger RNA. Lineage: Eukaryota; Metazoa; Chordata; Aves; Passeriformes; Passerellidae. The record is from RefSeq and is a predicted model, not a curated record.
AUCCCAGUUCUGCUGCAGCAGGGCAGAGCCAUGAGGCUCUCAUUUUUUUGAAUCCUCUGGUGGUUGUUUCUCUCCUCUAGAGAUAUUUGGGUCAUCACAACAAAUUCCUGUACUGCACAUGGAGCCAUGCUGAUGGUCAUCUUUGUUUCCUUUCCUAACAGACCAGCGAGCCUAACACCUUCCAUUAGUUCCCAAGUAUCUUGAAAUAGUUGGUAUCAGUUUUUUCCAGCCUCAAAAGGCAAAUGUGGGUGUUCUAUUUGACAGCUCUCCCACCAUAUCGGGAUAUAUACUUCCUUGCAUAUUUCUGCAGGGGUCACAUAUCACUUUUCACAUUAAAAGGCAGUAUGAGUUGUUUUUUAGUAUUUAAAUGUCAGUAUUCUCUUUGCUGAGGAAAACAUAUUUUUUGAUGCGGUAUUUUGUUGCCUAUAUCAGCCAGGUUUGUCAAAGAUCUCAGAUCCCCUCGGCCCCUACAGUGCUGUACUUAAUUAAGUCAAAAUAAUAACAACAGGUUGUUCUUGCCUGGGGUUUUGUUUGUUUGCUUGUUUGGGGGGAUUUGUGGUUUUUUUUGUAGUGGUACCUGUCUGUACUAAAGGGUUGGGUUUUUUAAAUUUUGAGUACUGUGUCAAACACUUUAAAUGCUGCCUUUUUUUGCACCCCCCACAGUGGAAAGGGUCUGUAAUCUGUCUAGUGGAGGUAAAUGCAGGGAAAGAAAGGAUAACAGUUUCAAUAAUGAGGUUGAAAUAUCCAAAGGAUAAUUUGAAAAUGCAUCUGAUAUUGAAUCACUUGUGUUGUUAGUUUUCAAAUUCUAAUUUGUAAUGAGAACAAUACAGCUUAAGCAGAUGUGGUAUGAAUGUAGCCUAGGAACUUUCAAAUAUUCUGUAAGGGCAGCUUUCUUUUUAUGGAGUCAUUCAGAAAGCAGCUCUGUUCUCUAUAAAAUGCUCUGUAAAUUGCAGUACUCUUAUCUUGCAGCCCUUUUUGAUUGAUGCUCCUGAAGCAUUGGGCUUUACUGUCAUUAAUGUGAUAUUUUAAACAGAAGUACUGCAUGGUCAUGAAAGAUUCUCUAUUUUCUGUGUGAACAGGGCUAUUGGCCCCUUUGCCCUGCAAGCUUCCAUUUGCAUAAGCAGCAUACCUUGCAGUAAGUUCAGUCUUUGCCCAAUGACGGGGCACUGAAUAACGUUGUGCACAGCAGCUGCUGGUGCCCCUGACCUCAGCGGGCCGGCAUUCCUGCGAGGAGCAGCGCGUUCCGUAAAGUAAAUGCGGCGUGCCUGACGAGCUGCCUCAGGCUGAUUAGCUGGCCCACAACUGCAGCGGGGCUAAGGGGGAAUUCAUGCUUUGAAGGCUUCCAAGCAAAAGCUACAAUGAGUGCUGCUAAUUAAGGCCUUCCUCCCCAGUGGUCUCUAUAUGAUUAUUAACUUACAUGUGAAGAAACUGAGAGACAGAAGAAUUGUGAUUUAUCCCAGGCCAUGUGACAUGAUGGUGACAAAAACAGGAUUAGUGCCUUGCCCUGCCCUGCUUCAGACGCUAUGCAAGUUCAUUGUGUUCCUAGAAACAAUUGUAUUUUGAAAAACAAGGCAGUGUCAAUGUGAAAGCUAAGUAUGUAUUAUCAGAGCUUUCAAGAGAAGUGAACAGAUGAUUUUGGUCUAUUUCUUGACAAAAAUUUGUCGUUUCAGUUGGUUGUAGAUAAAUUUUGUAGCUGUAUAAUUUUACUUCAAGUACGAAGUAUUGAAAGUAAAUAAGCAGUGUACCCUGUUUUAGCAAUGGUUUAAAAUAGAGAUUUCUGCUGAAAUGCCACUGAAAUAUUGUUCUAAGAAUUUCAAGCUCAAGAUAACAAUUUGGCUUGGUUUUGACCAGUGCUGAUAGCUAAAGAUACAUUAUUUCUGAAGCAGAGACCUCCAUGUCUGAUGGUUAGCUGGGCAUAGAAUGCAGUCAUUGUGGUAUUGGGGUGUUCUGUUUUUUUUGUUUGUUUGUUUUGCUUUUUUAAAUUAAGCUAGCAAAAUUGAAGAACUUGUACUGAGUUUUAAUUGUGAGCAUUCUUUGUUUUUUUUUAAUUUUUUGAUCUUUGCACUGACCAGAUAAACUAUCAAUGUGCAUUUACACCACACACUCACAUCCCAAAGUUUUUAGCAUGUUUGGAUUUUGACAGGUAGAGCACUUUGGUAUUUAUAAUUUCUUUUGAGAUGGCCUCUAAUGGCAAAAAUAUUUUGAAAUCUAAACAGAAAGCUUGAAGAAGACUUCAUUCCCAGACCUGUGCUAUAUUUCAGAUUGCCAUAUGCAAUGGACACUGAUCUCAGUUCCCAGGACAGGAAGGACCUGGACAAGUUCAUCAAAUUUUUUGCUUUAAAGACAGUACAAGUAAUUGUCCAGGCCCGACUUGGAGAGAAAAUCUGUACCCGCUCGUCAUCCUCCCCAACAGGUUCUGACUGGUUCAAUUUGGCAAUCAAAGAUAUACCAGAGGUUACUCAUGAAGCAAAGAAAGCCCUGGCAGGACAGCUGCCCGCUGUUGGACGGUCUAUGUGUGUGGAGAUUUCUCUCAAAACCUCAGAGGGGGACUCCAUGGAGCUGGAAAUUUGGUGUCUGGAAAUGAAUGAAAAGUGUGACAAAGAAAUCAAAGUUUCAUACACUGUAUACAACAGGCUGUCUCUAUUGCUGAAGUCUUUGCUUGCUAUAACCAGAGUAACUCCAGCCUACAGACUCUCUAGGAAACAAGGCCAUGAAUAUGUAAUAUUGUACAGGAUAUAUUUUGGUGAAGUCCAGCUGAGUGGCUUGGGAGAAGGUUUCCAGACAGUCCGUGUUGGGACAGUGGGUACCCCAGUGGGCACCAUCACUUUGUCUUGUGCCUACAGAAUCAACCUUGCUUUCAUGUCAACCAGGCAGUUUGAGAGGACCCCUCCUAUCAUGGGGAUUAUAAUUGAUCACUUUGUGGACCGUCCCUAUCCCAGCUCUUCACCCAUGCAUCCCUGCAAUUACAGAGCUGGUGAGGACAAUGGUGCAGUAUACCCCUCAGUAGAAGAUUCCCAAGAAGUGUGUACCACAUCUUUUUCCACCUCUCCUCCAUCUCAGUGUGUUUUUACUGUCACAAAGGCACAUUUUCAGACCCCUCCUCCUGUGGUGACGGACACCUUGAAGGUCCCAGUGAUGGGGCUGGCCUUUUCACAUCAACUUUCCAGCUCACGUCUUUCCUAUCAGCCUGCUGCCCUGGGAGUUGGAUCAGCUGACAUGGGGUAUCCUGUACUCUUUGCUGGUGGUUUGAAUGCUGCACACCCUCACCAGUUGAUUGGUCCAGGCAAAGAAGGGGGAGUUCCCCCAGUUCCUAGCCAGCCAGCACAUGGCACUCAAGCUGACCAAGAGAGGAUGUGCACCCCACUGGAGGGAGUCCAUUACUCAGCAGCUACUCCUUCUAGCAGUGAGGACACAGAAACAGUAUCCAACAGCAGUGAAGGAAAGUGUGGCUCCCCACAUGACCUUUUGGAGACCAUCUUUAUCCGGAAGGUGGGAGCUUUUGUCAACAAACCCAUUAACCAGGUGACCAUGGCCAACUUAGACAUUCCUUUUGCCAUGUUUGCUCCCAAGAAUGUUGAGCUGGAAGAUAACGACCCCAUGGUCAAUCCUCCUGAAUCCCCAGAAACGGAAUCUCCUCUACACGGCAGCUUACACUCAGAGGGCUCCAGUGGCAGCAGCACAGGGAACACCCACGAUGACUUCGUUAUGGUCGACUUUAAACCAGCAUUUUCAAAAGAUGACAUUCUUCCAAUGGACCUGGGGACAUUUUACCGUGAAUUUCAGAACCCCCCUCAACUCAGCAGCCUCUCCAUUGACAUUGGAGCACAGUCCAUGGCAGAGGAUUUGGACUCGUUACCAGAGAAGCUGGCAGUCCAUGAGAAAAAUGUCAAAGAAUUUGAUGCUUUUGUGGAAACCUUGCAGUGAAGCUGUUUCCCAGUUCUGCUGCAGCAAUUCUUCCUCCCCAAGGCAUCCUGGAGAUGACAUCAACAGAUAUCUCUAUUGCCCCUGCUCUGCCUUUUGUUCACAUUGACUAGUUCCCUCCAUCAAGUGAGCUUUCUUUUCUCUCUUCAAUGACAGAUACAGCUCAUCUGCUGAUUCUCUUCAAUUUUCCACCACAUAGUUCUGGACUGCUUUUCCUGCUCACAGUCAGUUUUAAGACUUCAGUAGGGACACAGGAAGUCAAACCUCAGUGUAUGGAAACUUACUUUCUCUUCAGUCUGUGUUCUGUAUGGAGGGGCGUUGUGGAAAGCUGCCAUAUGCUUCCUCCAAGGGUCCUAUGGUGUAAGUUUCCUAGGUAGAGCUUCUUGCUAACAGACUUUUUCCUGCAGUCUCUGAUCCUGUUAGAGCAUAGAAAGCUUUGGCUUAUUUCCAGGGUCUGUGAGUUCAGCAAAUUGAACUGUUUGAAGUCCAUUCCACAGAACUGGGCAUUUCCUCCUGACUUCAGAGUGUGUGCUUGGAGCACAGGGAGAGACGUCAGCUUUGGGACCUGCAUAAUCCAAGUUACCUUUGUUUUCCUGCUUCUAAGGAAUUGGGUCUCUACACUGUGCAAGGCCCUCUGUUAGGUGGCUGAUAGGCAGGAGUGAAACUGCAGGAAUGCUUUCCACAUUUCCUUCCGAGUGCACUGACACUCGGCCAUGCUGAGUUUAACAGUGUUGACUGUUGGCAAGCCUGCACGUACCAGCUGAGAUGAUGCUGAAUUCAUAGUCUCUGCUUUUGAAACAUAACUGUAAAUACUAGGAAUCCUAUUUCUUUAGGGUUAUGUAACUAGGAGUCUUCGUCCAAGAUUUUUUCCUCUAAUCCUUGCAAACCUUCCUGCUUUAUGGUUAAUAGAUGAUCUUAAGAAUUAAAAAAUAUUUAUUGCUUUUAAAGAAACCUAUAUUUAAAAGAUGUUCUGUUUUCAUGUUAUAGUGCGGGUCAUUCUGUCCUGAUCACUGCAGAGAGCAAGUGUGCCAUGGAACCCUAGCCAGUGAGGCUAGUCUCUCUUUGCAAGAAAAUAUCGAAGAUAUUUAUUUUCUAAGACAGACUUAAUUAAUACUAUACUCUGUUUGGGGGACUGUGUGUCCAUUACAUCCAGCCAGGGCUCACUGAUAAAAUGAAAUGCACACGUCAGUGGAAUGGAGUGGCAGGGACUUGGUAAAAAGCUGUUUUCUGAUAGGCAUGGAUGAAUUUGUAGUGUUCUUUGGCCAUUCAGAAGGCAGCUUCUUUAAAGAAGCACACUUUUUUGGGAAGCUUAUGGUACUUUUUAAUCAGCUGGCUUUUGAGUAGCUGAAAUUUUAUUUUUGUAAUAAUCCAGCCACUGACAGUGUGACUGGCUGGAAUUGCUCUAUGGGUGAUUUGGCUGUUGCAUGUCUUCUGCCUCAUGUAAGGAUGGGAGGAGAAACAGUGACACUAAACAGAAACUUGGAUAAGGUGGGGUUUCUUGUGGUUCUCUCCAUUCCUGCUCCGUGUAACUAGAGUGUGCAACUGCAAGACCCCUUACUGUCCAAAACCACUUCUUUUCCCCCUAGUUUCUUUUAAGUGGAGUUGUUUUGCUUGAGGACUGAGAAACCAUCUUCAUUUCCUCCGAGUGGCUGAGUAACCAGCCUUCCAGUUGGUGCAAUGUGGCAGCUUCAGCUUAGCUGCAUUCUUCAUUGGAAGAGAUUGCCUGCAGCUGAUGUGGGAACCCCAGCUCCACUCUGGGACUCUAUUUCUGUGUCACUGCUGGAGCAAGGAGCCAAAUUCACAGCAGCUUACUUUAAGGCCAGAGCAAAGCAAUGCUUUGAAGUUGAUGAGAAUUUUUGUUGAGAGAUGUGUUUGGUGGGAGGCCUUGUAAGUUCUAAAACUCCAGGUAAGAGCUUCAUUGAAGGAAAAUUACCCACCAGAACCUUUUUAUUUUACUCAACUGAUUCAACUUCUUAGCAACCUCACAUGGAAAUUGCUUUGUCCAUGCAAAGAUGCAGAAACAUUUAAGAAAGGUUCCAAGAUGAAACAGUUUGUAACAGGACUUCAGUUACACAGGCUGUAACAAAUAUUUGUUACCCAUCCAAAAGCCACCUUGUUUCACAAGUGGGAAGGGUCACAGAAGGGUGCAGAACAAGGAAAUAAUGUAUCAACUGCCUCUCACCUGUGUCCAGGAAGUUGGUCUGCCACUUUGUAGGGAGUAGUUUGUAGACAGGUGGUUGUGAACUUUAGUCUCUGAAGUGAUACAAUCUGGGCUGCAGAGCAGCAGACAGGAGGCAAAGGGCCGGUUCACACCAUAUGAAUAGUUGAGGCUAAAGUUCAUCUAGCCAGCACUCCUGCUGUGCUCUUCUGCUCACAAGCUGUGGAGCUGGCAGGGAGCACUGCCAUUCUUGUUAACCCCACCCAGCAGGUCAGGGCUUGUACUUGUGCUCCUUUAUUGUGGGAGUUCCUAACAUGGCUACAGCUCUCACAUCUCAUAAGGCAAAAUGGCACUGUGGCACGUUUCCUCCUCUUCAAGAGGCUGGAAAAUUGCCUAUAUAAGCUGCUAGUGUUGAGCUGGAUGGCCAUAGCAAUAAGAGAGCCUCCAGGGCUGAGGUGCCUGCCUCUUCUCUGGACAGUCUUCAGUUUUAACACAUGGUUGCUACGUCUAGGCCCUGAGUUCCCUGACCACUGCACAAAUGCUCUGCUGCUGUGGCCUGCCACAGAUUGUAUUAUUGAAGGCUGUUUAUUUUAGCAGCUCUCUGCUCUGCUGAACAUUAAGGACAGUAUCUAUGUAGCUGCUGAUUUACAGAUACUUUGGGUGGAGGGGAAGGUUCCUCAAGUGUAUUAUUUUGGAAAGUCUCUGGUGUAUUUCAAGUAUUCAAAGAAUUUCCAAUAAAACUUUUGUGUAAGCA